ACACACACACACGCGAGUGAGAGAGCUCCCGUCGAGUGUCGCUGGGCCGGGGGAAAAAAUAUCCUAUCGAAAAAUCCGCUGUCGCCGGGCGAUCGGGCGCGUUUUCCUCGAUUUCGAUUGCGGUUCGGUGUCGGGUUCGGUUGCAUAUCGGCAUUUCGCAGUUUCCACGCGACCGGAGAGCACUGAACAUUGUCCAAAUCGGCUCUGGGGUUCGAUUUAUUUAGUCGGAUAAAUCGAGGCGCGUUGCAUUGUACUCUCUCCUUCGAAUAUUAUGACUACUUGUAGCCGAACGGUGUGCUUCUAUUAGAUUAUUAUUAUUUUAUUGUAAUAAUAAAUCGUAUGAAUAUUAUUUAAUCGAUCGUAUUAUUAAGUGGGUUUUUUUUGUUGUGCGUUUGUAUUAUUUUUUUAUUGUAUUUUGUGUAGAGGUGGAGUGCGUUCGAGCAUUCUGCACAAAGAAAGACAGCAAAAUUCGUGUCAAAAAUAGAGAACCUGUGCCCGUGUACGCUAUGGAAAUGGAGCCCCAAGAAAGGGAGAGCGAAAUCGGGGAGGAAAGUCCAGUCUCGCACAACGACGAGGAGAUGAGCGACGGCGACGGCGACGGCGGCCACUCCGGCGAACACGACGACCUCGACGGCUGCGACGACAUGAGGCGGCACGGCGGCCUCCUCGCCGAGCACGGCGACGUCCUGGCCAAGCUCAAGAUGCAAGUGCGAGACAUCAAGGACGAUUACGAAGGCGGCGGGCGGCCGUUGAACAUCAACUUCCCGGGUCGCAUGAUGCCAGCCAGCAACGGGAACGGCCCCGACGGUUUCCAGCUGCCGAUGCCGUUCCCGUUUUCGCAUCCGGCGGCGGCGUUUCUGCCGCCGAUGGCGCCGCAACCGGCCGAUCCGUCCAGCGGCAGUUCGCACUCGUCCGAGGGCAGCGCCUCCUCCCAACACACCUGGUCCUUCGAGGAGCAAUUCAAACAGGUGCGUCAGUUGUACGAAAUAAAUGAUGAUCCGAAGAGGAAGGAGUUUUUAGAUGAUCUCUUCUCGUUCAUGCAGAAACGAGGUACCCCAAUCAACAGACUACCGAUAAUGGCGAAAUCCGUUCUUGAUCUCUACGAAUUGUACAAUUUGGUGAUAGCCAGAGGCGGUCUCGUCGAUGUAAUCAACAAAAAAUUGUGGCAAGAAAUCAUCAAAGGCCUGCACUUACCAUCGUCCAUUACAUCGGCUGCAUUUACCUUAAGAACACAAUACAUGAAAUACCUGUACCCGUACGAAUGCGAAAAACGCCGUCUGAGCACGCCUCAGGAACUGCAAGCGGCCAUCGACGGUAAUCGACGAGAGGGCAGAAGGAGCAGCUACGGCCCGUACGAAUCGGUCCAUCAUCAGCGAUCGCCGAAUACGACGUUGCAAAUGUCGCCUUUAUCGUUGGUCACGCAACAACAACAGGCGGUGGCGGCGGCGCGCAUGAUGGGCGGCGGCGGCGGCAUCAAUUUGCACAACGGCGCCCAUCAUCCUAGUCAUCCGCAACCGUUGGGCCAGCCCAUCAACGGCGGACCUUUACCAGGUCUGGCGCCGAGCGAAUUCGAAGCGCGCAUGCUCGAAUACGUCAAACUGUUGAACAAAGAGAUACGCAACACCGCCGCGACGCCGCCGCGUCCCGGCGAUCUGUCGCCGCCCAACGCGACGUCGCCAUUAAAUCAACUGGAGAUGUCGCGCAUGAACCUCUGGAACCUUUGGAACAACAACCAGCCGGCCGUCGAACCGCAAAAGGAACCCAUCAACCUGUCCGAACCGUCGUCGGCGGUGACGAAGCGCGAACCGGAUUGUCGCGACGCCGCCUCCCAAUCGCCCAAACGCCUGCGCAAAAGCGACGACGACGACGACGACGCCGACGCCGGCGUUCAUUCGGCCGCCGUCAAGCGACUAUCGCCCGCCACCCAUAUCAAAAUCAACAGCAGAGGCGAUGCCAGAAACGGCGACAACUCCCUAGUAGUCAGUAUGGAAUUGAACGGGGUGACCUAUCAAGGGGUGUUGUUCGCCCAAAGCGCUUCGAACGGCAACCGGACGGCGAUGGCGUCCUAAAAGGCGUCGCGACGUCGUUUUCUAUCGUUCACAGCCGGGCGAAUUCGAAGCGUUCGCGCGGUCCGGAACGGUGCCGAUUGUAAUACAGAACCGUUCGGAACUGUGCAAUACUGUACGAGUUCGGAACGGUCCCGGUGUUGUUUGUUAGUAACUCAUCGUGUCGUCUAGUUGGAUGCAAAUUUAGUAGCCGCAAUCGUAACGUGAAUUAAUUUAUUGUAUUUUUUUUUCGUUUUGGUUUUAUUAUGGCAAACUUUUUGACUGUAAAAAUUUUAAGAACUGUCGUUUUAAAUUCGGACUAGGAUUGUUCUAACAAAAAUUACGGGAUUAUUAGGAAUAGUUCUGGAACGGUCCUGUAUACGCGUGAAGUAUUUUUUAAACAUUUUUUUUGUUGUUAUUAAGCUGAUAAAUUUCAACACAAUUUUACCCUUUUCCGUUUUUUUUUUCCUAAAAAUGUUGUAUAUAUUAUACAUAAAUAAUUAGUGAAACAGUAUUUUAGAUUAGUGUGUGUAUGAUUUUUAUGAAUUUUUUUUGUAUAUCUGCCAAAAGACUGUUACUUUAUUAAAUUAUUUAAUAGUUGUAUACAGGGUGUAGCCACGCACGUCUUGUUUCUACUUAAUAUUUAGAAUAAAGUGGCGACACCCUGUAUCGAUACGAGUAUUUAUCGCAAGCUAGAAUAUUUAUAUUUAAAAAAAAAUACAUAAAUGUGUAGCAAUAUUAGAUUGUAAGAUGAAUUUACCGGGGAAUGUCUCCAUUUUUUUUUAAAUUCUCUCGCUAUAGCUAAAACAUUACCUGGUACUGUCACUUACAAAAAAAAACCGCCCCGUUUUUGAUCUGAUAGACUCAGGGAUUUUUUUUGUUUCGUUCAAAUUCAAUUUUCAAACGAAAUCCACACGUUUAUGUAACAUUCAGCGUUGUUUGUUCGACCAUUAUUUCGAUUUUGGAUUAAAUUCUAAAUAAAUUUUUC
Phyllotreta striolata is the source of this 3033-nucleotide messenger RNA. NCBI's taxonomy places the organism in Eukaryota, Metazoa, Arthropoda, Insecta, Coleoptera, Chrysomelidae. The record is from the annotation of a GenBank genome assembly.